CCCCUCCCGUCCUCCUUGGAUCAAGAGAAACAGGGGAUUGCACGUUUGAGGACACAUUGAACAUUUGUUCGCAUGUGGAGUCUCUUCAUCCGUAGUUUUAAGUUAAUUUGUGUCCGGUGAAUCAUUGAUCCGAGAUGCUUUGUACUUGGGAACGGAAAUAAGUUAGGCUACAUAUGAAACAGACAGAGCCGAUUUUUUGCGCUCGAAGAAAGUGAAUAAGGAGGUCGCUAGAUAUCGGUCCUUCCAUCUGAAAGGGCACCACUUCGACUGGAGUUGGAAGAGAAUCCAUUGACACUUGAUAACGUUACCACCUAUGUUGCUUUGAAAGUGAAAACAACGGUCUGGUUUUGCUGAUCGCAUUGUAAGAUGGCCCUAAAACUUCUUUUCAUAUCAACGUUGUUAGUAAUCAUCCAUUACGGCAGCUCCCAGCAAGAUGGAAACGAGUGCAUCAAAGCGAAUGCAAAGUCCUGCGGGCAGUGCAUUCAGGUCGGAGAGAAAUGCGGAUGGUGCAUGGACCCUGACUUCCUGAAGCAGGGCGAGCCCACGUCAGCGCGCUGCGACGAGGUCGAGUCCCUGCAGAAGAAGGGCUGCCUGGCGACCGACAUCGCCAACCCCCGCGGGAGCCUGACCGUCGACAAGGACACGCCCGUCACUGACCGCAAGGACAAGACGGAGAAGCUGAAGCCCGAGGACAUCACCCAGAUCCAGCCGCAGAAACUGACGCUCAGGCUGAGAUCAGGUGAGGCCCAGUCCUUCAAACUGAAGUUCAAGAGAGCUGAAGACUACCCCAUCGACCUGUACUACCUUAUGGACCUCUCCUAUUCCAUGAAGGACGAUUUGGAGAAUGUGAAAAACCUGGGUACAGACCUGAUGCGUGAAAUGCAGGAGAUCACUUCUGACUUCCGAAUCGGCUUCGGCUCGUUUGUGGAGAAGACGGUGAUGCCCUACAUCAGCACCACGCCAGCCAAGCUGCUGAACCCCUGCACUGGCGACCAGAACUGCACCAGCCCCUUCAGCUACAAGAACGUGCUGAAGCUGACCAGCAACGGCGAGCAGUUCAACAAGCUGGUCAGCCAGCAGCAGAUCUCCGGCAACCUGGACUCGCCCGAGGGCGGCUUCGACGCCAUCAUGCAGGUGGCAGUCUGCGGGGAGCACAUUGGCUGGAGGAACGUGACUCGCCUCCUGGUGUUCUCCACCGACGCCGGCUUCCACUUCGCCGGUGAUGGGAAACUGGGCGGCAUCGUGUUGCCUAACGACGGGAAGUGCCACCUGGAGAACAACAUGUACACCAUGAGCCACUACUACGACUAUCCUUCCAUAGCCCACCUGGUCCAGAAACUGAGCGACAACAACAUUCAGACCAUCUUUGCCGUCACGCAAGACUUCCAGUCUGUUUACAAGGAGCUGAAGAAUCUCAUUCCAAAGUCUGCAGUGGGCACCCUGUCCUCCAACUCCAGCAACGUUAUCAAACUGAUUAUCGAUGCUUACAACUCUCUGUCGUCUGAGGUGAUCCUGGAGAACAGCAAGCUGCCAGAAGGGGUGGUCAUGGAGUACCAGGCCCACUGCAAGAACGGUGUGAUUGGAGAGGGGGAGAACGGCAGGAAGUGUUCCAAUAUCUCCAUCGGAGACGAGGUGUCCUUCAGCAUCAGCGUCAAGGCGACCAAAUGCCCCGAGCACGGCAAGCCGGAGGUCAUCAAGAUCAAGCCGCUGGGCUUCACCGAGGAGGUGGAGCUGGUGCUCAACUUCAUCUGCGAGUGCAAGUGUCAGGCGAAGGGGGAGCCCAACAGCAUGCGCUGCAACAACGGCAACGGGACCUUCGAGUGCGGCGCCUGCAGUUGUAACGAAGGGCGCAUCGGCAGAGAGUGCGAAUGCAGUACCGAGGAGGUCAACAGCGACGACCUGGAUGCCAACUGUCGCCGGGACAACGGCACGGACAUCUGCAGCAACAACGGGGACUGCAUCUGCGGGACAUGCGAGUGCAAGAAGAGGGACAACCCGGAGGAGCGCUACAGCGGCAAGUUCUGCGAGUGCGACAACUUCAACUGCGACCGCUCCGGCAACAAGCUCUGCGGAGGUCACGGCCGCUGCGAGUGCAGGGUGUGCAUCUGCGACGCCAACUACACGGGCAGCGCCUGCGACUGCUCGCUGGACACCACCACCUGCCUGGCCAAGAACAAGCAGAUCUGCAACGGCCGCGGCAACUGCGAGUGCGGAACCUGCAAGUGCACCGACCCCAAGUUCCAGGGCCCCACCUGCGAGCUGUGCCCCACCUGCCCCAGCGUCUGCACAGAGCACAAGGACUGCGUAGAGUGCCUGGCCUUCGGCACGGGCCUGAAGAAGGACACCUGCAAGGAGGAGUGCAGCGACUUCAAGAUCAUCAAGGUGUCGGACCAGAGCAAGCUGCCGCAGCCCGUGCAGUCCUUCCCCCUCAUGCACUGCAAGGAGCGCGACGCCAACAACGACUGCUGGUUCUACUACACCUACGCCGUCAACAACGACACCAAGAAGGAGGUCCACGUGGUGGAGAAGCUCGAGUGCUCCACGGGCCCUGACAUCAUCCCCAUCGUGGCGGGCGUGGUGGCGGGGAUCGUCCUCAUUGGCCUGGCACUGCUGCUCAUCUGGAAACUGCUGAUGAUCAUCCACGACAGGAGGGAGUUCGCCAAGUUUGAGAAGGAGAAGAUGAACGCCAAGUGGGACACGGGUGAAAACCCCAUUUACAAAAGCGCUGUGACGACUGUGGUCAAUCCCAAAUAUGAGGGCAAAUGAUGGAGCCUCUUGCCUCUCAUUCCAACACUGUAUGCAAAAUAGUUUGGGGGAGGGAGAUUGGGGUGGAGGGGGGAGGAAGAUUGGGGUGGAGGGUGGGUAGAGGAGGGUUUUUUUUUCCAUUUUGUUUUUAUAGUCACAGUACCAUAGCCAUGCAUCUGACCACUUUCAGUUUUUACUAACAAUAGUUUUGUUUUUUGUUUUUUUUCUUUUUCUAUGCAUCAUUCGGUAAUUGUACUAUAUGUAUAAACUUGGGUUUUACUUUUGGAUAAAAAAAA
Megalops cyprinoides (Indo-Pacific tarpon) is the source of this 3041-nucleotide messenger RNA. RefSeq names its product integrin beta-1-like. The record is from RefSeq and is a predicted model, not a curated record. Bases 367 to 2766 code for a protein of 799 amino acids. Lineage: Eukaryota; Metazoa; Chordata; Actinopteri; Elopiformes; Megalopidae. Gene Ontology annotation, molecular function: C-X3-C chemokine binding; integrin binding; collagen binding involved in cell-matrix adhesion. Gene Ontology annotation, biological process: integrin-mediated signaling pathway; cell migration; cell adhesion mediated by integrin. The transcript has 16 exons. Gene Ontology annotation, cellular component: focal adhesion; cell surface; integrin complex.